Messenger RNA from Peronospora belbahrii, 4392 nucleotides. NCBI's taxonomy places the organism in Eukaryota, Oomycota, Peronosporomycetes, Peronosporales, Peronosporaceae. The record is from the annotation of a GenBank genome assembly.
AUGAUGACUGCCACGUCAAGCUCGGUGUCGUCUUCGCUUUCGGGAUCGUUUCACCUAUCGUCGCGUAGCACAGGAAGUGCGAGCGAGGUGGAUACUUGGCUGAACCAUGACAUUAAUCUGCAUUUGCUCAUACGUGACGUUUACCGCUCGAGUGGACGGUGCUUGGAAGGGAUGCGCGUUCUAGAACAUCUUUUAAAUUAUAGCACGCGGCUGCCUCGUGGAAAGCGCACGCAACUGCGUAUGCUACUUGCGGAAGAUGCGCUUAAGAUGCGGAUGCUUGACAUAUGCCGUCACAUGUGUUUGUUGAUGGAAAGGGAGGCUACAGCAUUUUGUGAUCGGCUACAGGAGAACAUUAAAGGUUUUAGUGGACCAGGAAGCAGUAGCGGUACGGGACCUGGUACCAGCAGCAGCGGUGGUGGCAGAAGCCUUGGUGGUAUGUGUAGUGAAGCACGCUACUGUUUUGAUAUGUCAUUCACUCUCCGGUACAUCGUAUGUCGCGUGAAGAUGUAUAUGAAGCUUGGUGACUUUUGUAAGGCAUUUGCUUGGCUUUCUUUAGCUCACGUCAAGAAUGACCGUGGCAACAUUAGAAAAAAGGCUCAGCUGUACGUACUUGAUGGGAAGUUGUUUUGCGCUAUCUAUCGAGAUCAUCAGGAGCGAGAAAUAAAGCUCCGCUGCGGUGACGAAGGACUUACUCAGCGUGGACGCUCGACAUGCUCGACUUUCGUUGGAAGCGUUGUGUCACCGGCACAGGUUGAGGAAAUGCUUAAGCCCCUGGGUGUUUCGUUAUAUGGAUUGAAUAAGGAGGAGAAGCAGUGUUUGCAUGAACGCAUGGUCCAGUUUAGAACAUGCAUUCGAGACGUUGAUAAAGCUGAAGAACAAGCGCAACAUGCGUUUUGGACUGCCUUUGAUCUUUACCACCUAUUGGACGACAAUCUGUACCAACUCAAGGUUUUGCUCGAGAUCGUCGCCUUUAUGUUAGCUCCAAUCCAGCGAUCAUUUUUUGCUCUUGGUAGCAACCAGGACGACGAGAUGCUCAAGCUGUACUUACACCGUCAAAGUUUCGUAAAAGGAUCGCCAAGGUUAGAAUUAUAUGACUUAGAUGGUGAUGACGCGAUUGAAAAGACUCGAAAGACGUUGCUGGAGGCGCAAAAGCUGCUCCGGCCUGCGUUGAAUCUGGUAGAGCAAGUGGCAGAUCCCGCGUGUUUUCUUCGAACGCUGAUUUUCUGCAGUGAAGUGUGGUUAUGGCUUGAGCGUAUUGCUUCAUAUAAAAGCGAGAAACAUCUUAAGGAAGCAACGGCUUUUUGGGAGGAGGCUGUUCGCACGAUGAAGGGUGUCUUCUUUCGGCGAGUUGCGUUCCAUGAUAUCGCAGAAGCCACAAUGUCGCACUCAACUGGUUUUGAAAAUGAUAAUACGAUGCCGUACGGGCGAGGACCUCAUAAAGGGCGAUUUUGUGUGGUACCGAUUUUGAAUUUUAGUGAAGGGUUCAUUGUAAAGCUGGAAGCUAUGACACUGCAGUUGAUCCUCGCAGCCUGUCAGAUUCAACAGUUUGAGCGCGUACCUGACUAUGUUGAAGAAACUUUACAUGUACAUCUUGACGAGCUGCUGAGUGCUCGAAUGUGUCUGAGUAGUAUUGUGCACCAGUUGCAAACGUUUCGAGCGCUGCAAAGGUCUCACAAGCGACUGCCUCCUCAUGGCUCAACAUCCAAUCAGGCUACGACAGCUUUAGCUGUGCCGUCAGGAUCUAGCGUUUCUGUCUCUAGCGUGAGCAGCAAUAAUUCCAGAUCUUCGUCCAUUUCUGCGGCGAUAUCGGCGCUAUCACCGCAAUUGAGCGGAAGCGGAAAGCAAAUAGCCACGCCGUCCUUAAGUAGUGCUGGUGUAGCUGGUGGAAAGCGAGCUGGUCAUAAGAAGAACCAGUCGAUGUCAUCUAUAUCUGAGUUAUUGGCAUCUAACACCACACCACUGUAUCUGGAGGGCUCUGUAUCGUACUGUGCACCUGGCAGUCUAAAAAGUUCAGCUACACCUCGAACAGGCUUGGCUUCGUUAAGCGAGCGGCCUAAUGUUCCACCUCCUCCGUUUGCAGCUGCGGUGAAGUCCGGUGCUACUGCUAGUGGUCAUACUGCAGCAAAGAUUAGUGGCGAACGAAAGUCACGACGGUUCACGCGAGAGCGAUCACGUUCGGCACCGCAACCAGAAGUACUAAAUUUGUCGUCACCAAGCCUAGAUUUGCCGUCCUUGCGACCUGACGAUGGGCAUUCUCCUGGCGGAGGAAGUAUACCUGUUUUUGCCGAAUCGGUCGAGAGUAGUAUAAAUACGAUGAAGCGAACAUCGUCUGUGAAAUUUAUUGAUUUAGGUGAUUUAAGGGCAUUGCCGACUCGAGAAGAUUUGGUUCUUGGGAGAGGGAAUGGCUUUGGACACGAUGAAGGUAGUAGCUCAAAUGGUGCCAUUGGUUUGUGCGAUUUUGACGAGGUGCAGUCGGAGAAGCUGUGGUGGAUUUUCAACUUGUGGCGCGAUGCAAAGUGUAAGUAUGUUGAGGGAAAGAUUGAGACGUCUGAGUUUCGGUCGCGAAAUUUGCGCUAUCUGCGAACGUUACUCGAUGCUUUUGAUCCUCAACAGAUUGCUGUGCUAUACUUUGGAGGGCUUGACAGCUCUUCGAUAGAAUCAGUCGUGACACCAGGUGGGACUCGAGUUUCGUCAGAUGUGAACACUAGGAAUCCUAAUGGAAUGCUGGAUUUUGACGUCUCACGUAUGAACACACAUGCGUUGAUCCAAGACCGUCAAUUGGUGCUCUCGAUUGGUUACGAAUUUGCAGUGGAAAUGCAAACGCAUUUUGGAACGCACCCGAAGCUCCAGUUUAAGGUGUUUCAUGUGCGAGAGGGUGACACGAGGGCGUGGCGUCAAGAGAUUCCACGACCAGACUGGUAUUUGUCGGAAUAUGAAAUCAUUGAGGCUGAAGAAGCUGCAGUUGGUGCUGGAGUUCUGCGGACGAUGCGGUUAUUUGGUGCCAAAUUAUUAGUGAAGUUGUUGGGAGUACUGCUGCUCGAGAAUUCUGUUGUGGUAGUAGGCAGUUCGUACCCACAGAUCCAGGAGGUGACUACAAGUCUCCUGAAGCUACUAGAGCCGUUCCGAUGGCAACAUACUUUCUUGCCUUUCGUGCCUGUGACGUCGUGGAGAUUUCUCCACGAUGCUGCUUAUCAGUAUUCGCAGGCGGAGCUUACGGCUCGGCCGAAAAAUCGCAGGUCACUGUCAAGGCUCUCGCACGAUUGGCGGGCUUGGGGUAGUGGAAGCUCGUUCUCUUUUUUGCGAGGAAGCAGUGAUAGCUAUAGUGGUGGUAUUGGUGGUGCAAACAGUCCAUCGGCACCUGGCGCGGCAGCAGAAAAACCGAUGGAAAAUGAACCUCCGUUUUUGUUUGGUGCUACAGCCGAUACAUGGCAGAGCUGCUUAUCAUUUUCCAAGAAGUGCGGCAACGACCCCCGUCUGCUCUCAUCAUGCGUUGUUGUGGUUGAUAUUGACGAUGUGGAAUCGCUUGCGAUCGAUAAGACGCUCCGGAAUGCGGUUUCGCUGCCAAAGAAAUGGAGAAGGCAGUUUUUGGAGCGGAUCGAAAAGAUCACGCGGCAGCGCCACAAGAUGCGCGUUAAAUUGAGUCGCAGGCAUUCUUCACAACAGCUCGUGCUAAGUCGUGGACCGACAACGCCGGCCUCCACGUCUGGUAUAUCAUCUAUGCGGUCGCCCAUGAUGACUUCUACUCCAAUAGGUAUCACCUCAAGAGGUUUUGAUGACGCGCUUAGCACAAGCCGGUCUGGAUCCAGCUGGAUGAUGACACCGGUCUCAGGUAGUGGGGUGUCUGAGUUGGACAGUAAUUAUCAACAGCUGCAGUCAGGCGUACAGCAUCUGAAUGGGCUGGAAGAGAGAAGGUACUAUGAUUUGGAAUGUGCCGCAGCAUUCGUAAGUGGUGUGCGCGAGUUCUACGACCGGCUGUUGGUACUGUGCGCGGAAAAGGAGCGCAAGGCUAAGACUAGCAAGAAGAAGACAAAUUGUAGCAGCAGUGGUCAUUCGAAGCGGCAAGAAAUUAAGUCAUGGUUUUCGUCAUCGCACGACUUUGAUGCAUUUGUGAAUAAAUUCCAGAGCUCAGAUUUGCUGAAGAUUUUUGAAAAGGAGAAAGAGGUGGCACAGGAGGAAGCUCAAGCGCAGGCAAGAGCCAUGCAUCAGUUCGAGCGACAGGCGAGUGAGCAUGAAGUCAGCUCCACCAGUAGUGGCCGCAGUGCCACACGAUUUAAUGCGACGCCCAAGUCAAUUGUGAAUUCGUUCACGCCGCAUCAGCUCAAGAGUUUUGGCAGCUUCAGCAGUUUGACGGCCAGUAACCGUAGCUCCGGUGGCCAAGAACGAAGACGAUGA